CAAACCUUCUUUACCUUUCCCAAAUGUCUAUCUACUCCACCACCUCUCCCAAACACUGCGCCGCCAAACAAACCAUCCCUCUCCACCACCUCAAAACCCUCAACAAAAAGCUUCUUUUCACCCUCUCCUCCCUCCUCCUCUCCCUCACCUUCCUCUCUCUCCUCUUCUUCCUAAUCCUCCACCCUUCCAAGCCCCGCUUCCACCUCCACGACACCGCCCUCUACGACCUCACACUCACCUCCCCGCCUUCCCCUCGUCUCCUCAACUCCACCAUCCAAGCCACCAUCGUCUCCAACAACCCCAACACCCACUCCGGUGUCUACUACGACCGCCUCCGCGCGUACGCCGUCUACAAGGGACAACAGAUCACUGCUGAAGCCGAGCUGCCUCCUUUCUACCAAGGCAACGGCGACACCAACCUUCUCUCGGCUUCGCUUGUGGGUGCCGGCAUGCCGAUGGCGACGGGGUUGGGGGAUGAGGUUGUGAGGGAUCGAAUGAAUGGGAAGAUGGUUCUGAGUGUUCGGUUGGAUGGUGAGAUGAGGUGGAAGGUGGGGAGUUGGGUCUCUAGGAGAUAUAGGUUUGAUGUUGAUUGUGUGGCUGUGAUUCGUUAUGGUGUUGCUGCUGCCGGCGGCGGCCUGAUGGCGGGGGUGUUGGGGGAGGCGGAGGGGACGGAGUGUUCUGCUAAUGUUUGAUGAUGGUUAUGUGUGAUGCGAAGGUCUUUCUGGUGUAUAUAAUUUAUAAUAUGCAUUCGAUACAGUGGCGUGCCGUACCAGUUAAUUUGGGGACUGAUUUAUAAAAAAAAGAAAAUAU
This is a messenger RNA of Phalaenopsis equestris, 810 nucleotides long. RefSeq names its product NDR1/HIN1-like protein 1. The transcript has a single exon. The coding region runs from base 24 to 692 and encodes 222 amino acids. Gene Ontology annotation, biological process: defense response to other organism. The record is from RefSeq and is a predicted model, not a curated record. NCBI's taxonomy places the organism in Eukaryota, Viridiplantae, Streptophyta, Magnoliopsida, Asparagales, Orchidaceae.